This is a messenger RNA of Oryzias melastigma (Indian medaka), 2326 nucleotides long. RefSeq names its product zinc finger, CCHC domain containing 9 (gene zcchc9). The transcript has 12 exons. The coding region runs from base 169 to 1821 and encodes 550 amino acids. Gene Ontology annotation, biological process: DNA recombination; double-strand break repair. Gene Ontology annotation, molecular function: zinc ion binding; DNA binding. The record is from RefSeq and is a predicted model, not a curated record. Lineage: Eukaryota; Metazoa; Chordata; Actinopteri; Beloniformes; Adrianichthyidae. Gene Ontology annotation, cellular component: nucleus.
AUUAGUCGCCAAAAAAACAACACAAAAACGUUUUAUUUCUCUUCUGGGUGUAGUUCAUCUUUCCUCCUCUGACGGCGCUAAACAAACGUCAUCGAUCAUCGCAGAAGAAGACGGGACUUCCGGUGAAAACAAACACGUGAAGGAGAAGAGAUCAAGUCAGCGGCCGCCAUGACUCGGUGGGCGAGAGCCAACAAUGUCCACAGAAACAAACCAGCAGAGGCCACGCCCUGGAGUCAGCUGAGGGGGCGGGGCUCAGGGGGUGGGGCUCGGGGCGAUCCUCUGAGGAAGACUCAGGCCGGCGGCUCCUCAUCAAAGAAUCGGAAGAAGAAGGACUACACCAACGAGGAUGUGAACGGAUUCCUGGAGUAUCUGAAGGAGAGCGGAGCUCCUCCCCCUGCAGGGAGGCCGGAGCGUCAGCAGGAGGAGCUGGUGCAGGAGGUGGAGGAGGCCCUGAAGAGAGACACGAGGAGGGAGAACCGCAGAGUGAAGAGGCAGAACGACAAGAAGAACAAAAUGCUCUGCUUCAACUGCAGGAAGCCCGGCCACGGCCUGGCCGACUGCCCCGAGGCCGACGCCGACCGGGACAUGGGCCGGGGCAUCUGCUACCGCUGCGGCUCCACCGAGCACGAAAUCCACAAGUGCAGGGCCAAGGUGGACCCGGCUCUGGGUGAUUAUCCCUACGCAAAGUGCUUCAUCUGCGGGCAGACCGGACACCUGUCGCGCUCCUGUCCCGACAACCCCAAAGGGCUUUACGCACAAGGAGGUUCCUGUCGUCUCUGUGGGUCUGUGGAACAUUUCCAGAAGGACUGUCCGGAGCAUCAAGCUGCCAGGAUGAACACGGCCGUGCGGGAGAUCCGCGUCUCAUCCCAACCUGGCUCCUCCUACUUCCUGCGUGUGGACUGGAAGGGGCGGAGCUUAGCUUCAGGCUUCCGGGUGCUGCUCACUGAUGGACAGGAUGCCUGGAGAGGAGAAGUGGGCGAGGCCACCAUGAGCGGCGAGGCAGCGGAGCUGGAGAUGACCAUGGAGAAGUACAUCCAGGACCUGGAGCGGGCGCUGACUGGAGCAGGAGAACCGGACUCCUACAGCUUCAGUCUGAGUCCAGAAGCGGCGAGCGGCGGCGUGACGCUGACCUACGAGAAGAUGCAGAAGGAGAUCUCGUUCCGACUGGGCUCCGUUCUGCUGGAGGCGGAGCUUCGGCCGGCGGAGGCGCUGAGGCAGCUGCUGCUGCACAGCCUGCAGAGAGGAAACGGGCUCCAGAACCAGAACCAGAAGCUGCAGGAGGAGAACCAGCGGCUGAGGGGGGAGCAGCAGCGGAUCUGUGCAGAGCUGCAGCGCUACGCUGGCGGGAAGGAGGCGCUGGAGGCGGAGCUGUACUCUCGCUUCGUCCUGGUCCUUAACGAGAAGAAAGCAAAGAUCCGACAUCUGCAGGACGGCCUCUCCAAGCUGCAGGAAGCCAGGAACUCAGACGGACAGAAAAGCAAAAGUUCUGAGAGGUCGACCCGAUCAGCUGAGGAAGAGGAGGACGAAUACGGAGGCAGCACCGAUGAAGAAGAAGCGCCGUCGUCUCCAACUUCAACUCUACCAUCCAGGAGUUCCCGCCCUGACAGCCCAUUGGACGACAGCCUGCGUGACAUCACAGACGUGGCCCCGAGCCGCAAACGCCGCUUCCGGCACCUCGGGCAGGAUCCGGCGGGAAAACGGCCGGUCGCGGAGGCACGGCAGAGGGAGAGGACGGGCCCCCCUGCUGGAUCCAGUAAGCUGCAGACCCCCCAGCGCUCUGCAGACGCUGCAGCAGCCGAGGAUCUGUUCGAGGACUUCUGAGAUGCUGGAGAGGUUUUAGAGGCUGAAGGUCUGAUUCCUACGAAGAAGAGACGCUCUGACCACCGACCUGCAGAGGGACCUGCAGAGAGACCUGCGGAACAACCUGCAGGAUGACCUGUAGAGCGACUUGUAGAUUGAUCCCAGAAUGACCCGUAGAACGACCUGUAGAACAACCUGCGGGAUGACCUGUAGAGCGACCUGCAGAGGGACCUGUAGAGCAACCUGAGAAACGACCUGCAGGAUGACCUGUAGAGCGACCUGCAGGAUGACCUGUAGAGCGACCUGUAGAACGACCUGUAGAGCGACCUGUAGAACGACCUGUAGAUUGACCCCAGAAUGACCCGUAGAACGACCUGCAGAACGACCUGCGGGACGACCUGCAGAACGACCUGCGGGGCUCACAGGAAGGCGGUGGAACUUUGUCACCAGUGUUUUUUUUUUUCACUCUUUCUUCUUCUUUGUUGUUUCUGGUCUUUGAAUCAAUAAAGUUUUGGUCUCAAACGUU